Mesocestoides corti is the source of this 2280-nucleotide messenger RNA. NCBI's taxonomy places the organism in Eukaryota, Metazoa, Platyhelminthes, Cestoda, Cyclophyllidea, Mesocestoididae. The record is from the annotation of a GenBank genome assembly.
AUGUCUCAUACGGCUUUGCCCUUUCUGCCCGGGAAUGUAUUUGAUAGAAAAAUUGGGAAGGAAAAAUUUCACAAGUCUCAUUAUCUUGAGAAAAAGUUCGAUUUAGGCUACUUAUUUCACGAUAACAAACCCGGUAUCGGUGGCGACCGACUUCCAGGACAGCGAAUUGAACCACAAACAAGUAUCUAUCCUACGGGCUGCAAUUCACAGGUUCCUGCAUGGAUUGCAUUUGACAAGCAGGUUUUGUGCUUCGACGCCUACUUCCAACAGGCCAUCCAUGAACGUCGCGAUGAGCAAUACCGCGUAAGACGGUGUCAAAUACUCUUUUACCUCGAAGACGACACCAUGCAGGUUGUUGAACCGCGGAUCCAAAAUUCAGCACUUUCGCAGGGCACGAUCGUGAGGCGUCAUCGAAUUAGGAAACCGCCGCCGUACCACGAGUGUUUCUACACAGUCCACGACUUCAACGUCGGCAUUGACCUGCCAAUCUAUGGCCGCGUCUACAGAGUCGUCUCCUGCGACCAGUUUACUGCGGCCUUUCUGCGCAAGAUGGGCGUCCGACUGAACGAACCGGAGCCAAUUCCAGAGGAUCCAUACACAAACUACCGAAUAGCCGUUGCCGACUCAAUGCAACCGCGGAGGCCUCUUGAGCGACUGGACAAGUUGCGACAAUUCCUGGACCACGACAGACACGUUCUACGAUUCUUCUGUUUCUGGGAUGACACUGACAACCCCUUCGGAGACGCGCGCGACUUUGUCCUGUGCUACUUCUUGGCUGACGAUACCAUCGAGAUUCGUGAAGUAAUCCCCGCCAACUCCGGUCGUGAUGCUGUGCCGUGUUUUCUGAGGCGUCAGAAACUUCCAAAGGGAGUCCAGCCCCUACCACUUCCGGGUACUGUCUCUGACCGCACAAUACUGAACACCUCGAAUGCGUCGAAAGGCGAUCAUUACACCGACCAGGAUCUCACCCUUGGUUCCGUUCUCAAUGUCUAUGGGCGGAAAUUUCUCAUCUGCGACUGCGAUGAAUUCACCAAAGAGUACUAUAAAACUAAGUAUGGCAUAACAACUUUCACGCCGGUGGCUCCACCGAAACCGGACUGCGGACACCCGCCUCAAAAGGAGGACCCGCCGUACAACGGUUGGGGCACAGACGAGGACUCGUUGACCAACUGCCGAAGCCUCCUGCCCGUCCCACCGCCGACAGACUUUGCCAAGUUCAUGGAGAAGGACGCGUGCGGUCUGGAAUCGCAUGUCCUGCGAUUCGCGGCUCGAAUUCUCACCGACGAACCCUACGACAAAGACCGCUGCUUCAUCGUCUCCUGUUUUCUUCGCGACGACACCUUCAUGGUGUACGAACCACCGGUUAAAAAUUCAGGUUUUAAGGGGGGCAAGUUUAUGGAGCGUCGCAAAGUGAUGAAGCCGGGCCAGCCAAUCUUCCGCACCAAGCUGCCCAUCUACUACGCCCCGGUGGACCUGUUUGUCGGCGCUCAGGUGGUCUUCAACAACUUCGUCUUCGAGAUCUGCGGCGCUGACGAAUACGCCUACGCCUACAUGGAGGCGCAUCCAGCCGAGUUCCCCUACGCGGACCUGCAGAGCAUCCUGAAGAAGCUGCGACCUCUGGUGAAGGGACGCGAGGAGGAGAUCAAACGCCUCACCGCCAAGGCCGAUCCACAUGCCACCGGGAGUGUCGAGUUCGCGCGAUUUGAGCAGCUCAUUCGAAACAUUCUCAAGGACCCUCGAAUGGACCCAGUUUGUAUUGUGGCGCAUGAGGUCGCCACGCUUGCCCGCCACUACGCCGUAAAAGUUCCGAAGGAGACAAAUUACAUGGCGGUCAUAGGUGUGGCCCAGCAACAGCUCCGCAAGGCGGCGUUUGAGGAGUUCCAAGAGCUGCUAGACGCCUGCCGCUACGAGGACAUUGAACAGAGCGGCAGCAUAGAACAGAGCACCCUCCGACGCAUCUGCCGAGCCAAUCGCGUUCCACUGCCCGACGAUCUUCUACUCACACUCAUGGAAAUAUCGCAGAACUUCGACAACGGCCUAGUCUACUACGAGAGCUUCAUUAACCAAUUGAAUUGGCGCUGCAACCCUGUGGCUCCAGGCACGGUGCCCUGCGACUACACCGGCAAUCUUGAGGUGGAGUGGUCGUCCUACAUUAAAGGGGGCUCCUCCGUCUCCCCCACGAAGGGCUCCUGCCAGCACGCGCUCACCAGCCUCAACCUAGAGAGGGUGCGAUACGGUGCAAUGAUUGCCGACCUCAACGACACCUCCAUCUGCACGUGA